Molecule: messenger RNA, 1354 nt
Organism: Megalopta genalis
Lineage: Eukaryota; Metazoa; Arthropoda; Insecta; Hymenoptera; Halictidae
Product: queuosine 5'-phosphate N-glycosylase/hydrolase
Source: RefSeq, a predicted model, not a curated record
CUUGCUUGAUUGCGGGACGAUGUACUCCGAGUAGUGCGUCGAUUAUCACAGAAGGUAGACCCGGUUAAAAAUUGUUCUGAUAUUAAUUCGUAAUUACUGGUAAAAAGAGCUGUGAUCAUUUCUUAACGAUGACUCUUAUGCCGAGGGAAUCAGCGAAGCUGAUAGCGAGGAUGUCAAAGAAUGUUUUUAUCGAAGAUGAAGGCAUCAAAAACCUUGCCUGCACGAUUCUAGAAGGACUUAAGAACAACAAAAUAACUGUGAAUAAUUUUUCUCAAUAUGAGUUCCAUCCUUCUAUGGAUGAUCCAAGAGCUGUCGAUUGGAUAUUUGUUCUGGACACAUUGAAUUACUCCUUUUGGAGCGAAAAAGACUCUUCAAAAUGGUGGACUGUUAAUGGUCAGAGCGGAUAUUUUGCAUUGUGUACUGCUAUUAAAAGGGCCAUAGAUGAGGGGAUACCUAUAAUCGACCCCAAGUAUUAUUCUCGCAUAACAAGGUCCGAGGCCGAGCAAAUAUUUCGGGGCGAUAAUCAAACUAGUUGUAUACCGCUUUUGGAUGAAAGAUUAAAGUCGUUGAGAGAUGCUGGAAAGAUUUUAUUAGCAAAAUACCAAGGUACUUUUACGGAAUGUGUCAAAUCGUGUUCGUGUUCAGCCGAACAGUUGAUGAAACUCGUUGUGAAUGAGUUUGAGUCUUAUCAGGAUGAGGCGGAUUAUGAGGGUCACCGAGUUAGCUUUUAUAAAAGAGCUCAAAUACUGGUGGGUGACAUUUGGGCUUGCUUCAAAGGCACGGGGAUGGGCGAGUUCCAUGAUAUAGAUUACAUCACGAUGUUUGCCGAUUAUCGAAUUCCUCAGAUUCUUGUGUACUUUGGUGCGAUACGUUACAGCAACCCGCUAAUGAGCAGGUUGCAGUGUGAUGUAGAAUUAGAAAAUGGCGGAGACGAUGAAAUAGAGAUUCGUGGUUGCUCAAUAGAGGCUAUCGAGAGGGUGAAGGACGAAAUUAGAGCUUUGAUCGAGCGUUACCCUAAUCUAGAAAUGAAAAAGUCCGAUGUUAACGCGAUAUUGAUAGACCACUUUUUAUGGGACUAUAGGCGAGAACACGCUAUCGAGGUGGAACAUAUACCGUUCCACAAAACCAGGUGCAUAUACUACUGAGAUUCUUGUGUUCCUGUAAAGACAGCUCAAUCGACUGCGAUCUAUAUCGAUGCACGGAUGAUGAUUUUUCAUAAGCUUACACGUUUACAGUAUACUCACGUCUUUAAGCCUAGGAGAAGAUAUAUUUUUAUGGUUGAACAAUACUCAAACGCAAUACGAUCUAGCGAUGUAUUCCGAAAUGUUCGAAUAAAACUCGACAAUUUUACAAA